Didymella exigua CBS 183.55 is the source of this 2087-nucleotide messenger RNA. RefSeq names its product aminotransferase. Bases 460 to 1905 code for a protein of 481 amino acids. Gene Ontology annotation, biological process: biosynthetic process. The transcript has 5 exons. NCBI's taxonomy places the organism in Eukaryota, Fungi, Ascomycota, Dothideomycetes, Pleosporales, Didymellaceae. The record is from RefSeq and is a predicted model, not a curated record. Gene Ontology annotation, molecular function: pyridoxal phosphate binding.
CACUCACACUGCAUCAUCAUUAUGGUCUGGAAGACACAGCGGUGUGAGAUGCUUUACGUGCUGCACUCGAUGCCACUUGCGCAUGCACGUCCUGACGCGCGAAUUCGUUGAUUGGCUCCGUAGCAGCAGUCGUAGCUGCAAUCCGGGAAGAACAUCGGGAACCGGAAGACGGGAGGGUUUGCGCAGGAGGCGGCGCGUAUCUUGGACGCGCACAUGGCGGCGAAGCUGCGGUGUGUAUGGGCGGGCACACGUAUCGACGAGUAUAAAGGCCCGAUGCAGCUUCCUCGCCCUACCCCACGUAUCUUCUCCCCCCUCCAGGACUCCUCUUCAGCACCUUUGAGCUGCUUUCCUGCUUCUUUCUGAGUUUGGAGGUUCCACGACAGGACCCUGCCCCGCUUUUGUUAAGCUUUCUAUAGCAAAGCUUGUUUCCCAGCAUCGCAGAUCAUCAACGCAGCAGAAAUGUCGUUCUCCGCAGACAAGGUGCCUAUCCUUAAGGUGGGCUCUGGACAUGGCCAGCGCAGGUUCUCGAGCACCAAGGAGCCGAGUGGCAGUGAGCUGGGCUCCAGCAUCCACCGCAACUUUCGCGAAGCGCACGAAGGCCACAAGCCUCACGCCGGUCUCGACCCCUCUCGUUCUACAACCGGUGUUGUCUGGACGUCCGAACAAGCAUACAAGCACGGCUUCGCUGACAAACCCGAGGAGUGGGCAAACCUUGGUCAGGGAGCGCCGGAGGUUGACGAUAGCAUCCAGGGCUGCUUCGAAAGACCCAAGGAAGUAGACAUCAGUGCACAUGGCCGCGAAUACGGCCCUACAGCCGGUAUCAAGCCUCUCCGUGAGGCCGUUGCGACACUCUACAACGAGCACCACCGCAAGUGGAGGAAGAGCCAGUACACAUACGAGAACGUGUGUAUUGUGCCCGGUGGCCGCGCAGGUCUCAUCCGUAUCGCCGCUGUCUUGGGCAACUGCUACCUGGGUUUCUUCAUCCCCGACUACACAGCGUACAACGAGAUGUUGUCUCUCUUCAAGAACAUCGCAGCCAUUCCCAUUCCUCUCGGCGAGCAGGAUCAGUACCAUAUGUCACCCGACAAGGUCGCCGAGGAGAUUGCCCGUGGCACAUCAGUGCUCCUGACGUCCAACCCCAGGAACCCCACUGGACAGAUGGUCACGAACCCCGAGCUUGCGCAGAUCCAGAACAUCUGCCGUGACCGUGCAACGCUCAUCAUGGACGAGUUCUACUGCGGCUACAACUACACGACCAACUGCGACGGCACCGUCAUCUCAGCCGCCGACAAUGUCGAGGAUGUUGACGAGGACGACGUCUUGAUCAUCGACGGUCUGACCAAGCGCUUCCGUCUCCCCGGCUGGCGAGUCGCGUGGGUCAUUGGCCCCAAGGAGUUCAUCAGCGCCAUUGGGUCGUGCGGAUCCUACCUCGACGGCGGAUGCAACGUGCCGUUUCAGGAAGCGGCGGUGGAGAUGCUGAGCCCGCCACGGGUGCGCAACGAGAUGCGGGCGCUGCAGAUGCACUUCCGCACGAAGCGCGACUACGUCAUCGGCAGACUGCAGGACAUUGGCUUCAAGUUCCCGUACAUGCCCAACUCGACCUUCUACCUGUGGCUGGAUCUGAGCGGGCUGCCCGAGGGCAUCAACGACGGGCUGAACUUCUUCCACGCGUGUUUGCAGGAGAAGGUCAUUGUCGUGCCGGGUAUCUUCUUCGACUUGAACCCCAGCAAGCGCCGUGAUUUGUUCGACAGCCCGUGUCACCACUUUGUCCGUCUGAGCUACGGACCGAGGAUGGAUGUGCUGGAGAAGGGGCUGGACUCGAUUGAGAGGAUCGUGACCAAGUACCGCGAGAAUCCCGGCCACAAGCUGCCAGCAAGGCCGCGUGGCGGAGGUACCGGGCUAUAGGCGGUGGUAAGCGUAGAACGAGUUCUGUCGCGACGGUAGGAGUGGCAAUACAUACACGUCUCUGUUGGCACUGUCAGCCCCUCUCACUGGAAAUCAAUUGCAGUCACCCACCUACUCGUAGACACGACUCUUGCCUGUGAAGCAUCUUAACAUUUGCCAUACACAAUAUACACAGCACGUGC